GAAAAAUAUUAGGAAGAGGAGUGAUAGUGAGAGUGAGAGUUUGUAGAGGCAUGUGAAAAAGCUUUGGAAGGCGUGGCCAUGGUGGAUACCAUUUAUAUAUAACCAAACAUUCCUUCUCCCUACCAUUUCAUGUUCUUCCUCUUAUUCUUUUCAAAAUUCCCGCAUUAAUUUAACUCCCUCUCUCUCUUCUUCCUCUCCUCUCUCACCCCUUUUCGCCGCUUCGGUGGAUUCCUCCACCCGAUGUUGCCUUUUCACUCCCUCUCCGCCGCCCAGGCCGCCCUCGGCCGGAAUCUCACCUACUUCGAAACCCUCUGGUUUAAUUACUCCCAUGACAAAUCCAAUUACUUCCUCUAUUGCCACAACAUUCUCUUCCUCUUCUUGAUUUUCUCUCUUAUUCCCCUUCCCCUCAUCUUCCUCGAGCUCUUCCAUGUCUCUGGGAUUCAUAAAUACAAAAUUCAGCCCAAAGUUCGAUUACCCUCCGCCGAGAUCUUCCGCUGCUACAAGGAUGUCAUGCGUAUGUUCUUCCUUGUUGUUGGCCCUCUUCAGCUCGUUUCAUACCCUUCCAUUAAUAUGAUUGGGAUCAGGACGGGCUUGCCAUUGCCUUCUGGAUGGGAAAUCGUUUCCCAGUUGGUAGUUUAUUUCAUGGUGGAGGAUUAUACCAAUUAUUGGGUUCAUAGAUUCCUCCAUUGCGAAUGGGGGUAUGAGAAAAUCCAUCGAGUUCAUCAUGAAUACACUGCUCCAAUUGGAUUUGCAGCUCCUUAUGCUCAUUGGGCUGAGGUUUUGAUCCUUGGAAUUCCCUCUUUUCUUGGUCCGGCUAUGGUUCCUGGUCAUAUGAUCACCUUCUGGUUAUGGAUUGCUUUAAGGCAGAUUGAAGCAAUUGAAACGCAUAGUGGGUACGAUUUCCCCUGGAGUGUAACCAAACUCAUACCAUUUUACGGUGGUGCGGACCAUCAUGAUUACCAUCACUAUGUUGGAGGACAAAGCCAUAGCAACUUUGCUUCAGUAUUUACCUACUGUGAUUAUAUUUACGGAACUGACAAGGGAUACCGCUACCAAAAGAAGAUCCUUAAGAAGUUGAAGGAAGAAGCGAAGAUCAGUGAAGCAUCAUACUACAGCAUAGCCCAAGAUGUUAAAUCAGACUAGACAAUGAUAAGGGAUUCAUAUGUUGAAAGACGGGUUUUUCGGGUUGGUAGCGAUGUUACGUAAUCUCUGAUUUGAAGAUGACUUAAUCGGGAUCCAUAUGAUCGUCGUCGAGGUAGUUAGGGAAGGGACUGGGAUGGGAUGGGAUGGGAAUUAGCUAGGGGUGUGUGGUUUAACCUUGUUGUGCAGACAAUACUCUUAAUAUAAAUAUGUAUUUUGGUUGUGAACUUGUUGAUA
Molecule: messenger RNA, 1377 nt
Organism: Cucurbita pepo subsp. pepo (vegetable marrow)
Lineage: Eukaryota; Viridiplantae; Streptophyta; Magnoliopsida; Cucurbitales; Cucurbitaceae
Source: RefSeq, a predicted model, not a curated record